UCCGAGCGAUUUUUUAUCGCACCGUUUUAGCAAAUCUGAUAUAUUAGUGUACUCCAACAAAUUCGAGAUAUGAAUGCAAUUUCACUGUUUUCGUUUGUUUUGUCCUGAGACGUUUUAUCUGAGAAAAAUUGUUGAUAUGAUAUCGAUUAUUAUUUAAACGUGAGAGUGAAUUCGAUUGAAGAAAGUGAAUCAAGAACGAUGGAGCUCUUCAACGCCCUCCUGUUGCUUCUAGCGACCAGCAUCCUUCUAAUAUGGCUCUGGCUGAAGAACAACUACAGCUACUGGCAAAGGAGAAACGUCGAAACAGCCCCCUUUUCCUAUCUUUUCGGCACUCUGAAGGAUGUGACCCUACAAAAGGAAGCCUUCUCCACCGGCACCUUGAAGCUAUACAAGAAAUACAAGUCCAAGGGCGCCAAACACGUCGGUCUCUACUUUCUGUGGGAAACCAUGUACAUGCCGAUAGACGUGGACCUCGUGAAAUCCAUCAUGCAAGUGGAUUUCCAGCAUUUCGUCGACAGGGGUGUUUACGUCAACGAGAAAGCUGACCCUCUGAGCGCCCACCUGUUCAGUUUGGAGGGUAAGAAGUGGAAGCUGCUGAGGAACAAGCUGACUCCCACGUUCACGUCCGGUAAGAUGAGGAUGAUGUUCGAGACCUUGGUGGAGUGCACUAAAGGUCUGGGGAAGGUCAUGGAUGAAGAGAUGGGGGAGGCAGUCGAUAUCAAGGAUAUUUUAGGAAGAUUCACCACAGAUGUCAUUGGUAGCUGCGCCUUCGGACUGAACUGCAACAGUUUGGAAAACCCCAAGAGCGAGUUCAGGGAGAAGGGAAAGGCAGUCUUCGAGAAAGAUUUCUGGGAGAACCUCAAAGAAGUCAUCCUAUUCCUCGCCCCAAACUUCAUGAAGAAGUUGAACAUCAGCCUAACCCCCAAAGAUGUCAGUGAUUUCUUUUUGAACGUGGUCAAAGACACCGUCGCUUAUAGGGAGAAAGAGGGGGUCGUCAGAAAGGAUUUCUUGCAACUCUUGAUCCAGCUGAAGAACAAAGGGAAGCUGGUAGACGACGAGAAGGUCGCCGAAGAAAAUAUCACCGACGAAGAGAAUUCCAUAACUUUGGACGAGAUCUGCGCACAGGCGUUCAUUUUCUUCGAGGCUGGUUUCGAGACUUCUUCGACCACCAUGACUUUUUCGCUGUACGAAUUGUCCAAGAACAAGGAGAUACAAGAGAAGGCUAGGGAUGAAGUGAGGAGAGUUUUGGAGAGACACCAAGGCAAGCUCACUUAUGACGCAGCGAUGGAGAUGCGCUAUCUCGAGCAAAUUAUAAAUGAGACCUUGAGGAAAUAUCCUCCCUUGCCAGUUCUGAACCGGAUUUGUACGAAAGAAUACAGGGUGCCAGGUACGGAUCUGGUUUUGGAGAAAGGACAAAGGCUUAUGAUCCCGGUGAUCGGAAUACAGUCCGAUCCUGAAUAUUAUCCGGAACCGGAGAAGUUCGACCCAGACAGAUUCUCAGAAGAGAACAAGAAGAACAUGAAACCGUACACUUUUCUGCCAUUCGGUGAUGGACCGCGUGUCUGCAUAGGUGCUCGAUUCGGCAUGAUGCAAACAAAGGUUGGAUUGGCGGCCCUGCUGCUGAACUACGAUUUCGAAGUUAGCGAGAAGACAAAAGAACCUAUCGAUUUCGAGCCCAAGUCCUUCGUUAUGCUGACCAAGGGUGACGUGUGGUUGAAAUACCGCAGGAUAGCGGAAAUUGAACUGUAAAAAUCCUUGUUUUCACAUUUUUUUAUAAAUGAUUAGUUUUUAAUAGGGGAAAAAAGUGUAAAAAUUCACUCUACAACUUAAAUAAGUUAAUAAAGACAAGAUCCUCAAUA
Molecule: messenger RNA, 1859 nt
Organism: Coccinella septempunctata (seven-spotted ladybird)
Lineage: Eukaryota; Metazoa; Arthropoda; Insecta; Coleoptera; Coccinellidae
Product: probable cytochrome P450 6a14
Exons: 5
Coding region: 199-1749 (516 amino acids)
Molecular function (GO): iron ion binding; heme binding; oxidoreductase activity, acting on paired donors, with incorporation or reduction of molecular oxygen
Source: RefSeq, a predicted model, not a curated record